Messenger RNA from Habropoda laboriosa, 640 nucleotides. RefSeq names its product ubiquitin-fold modifier-conjugating enzyme 1 (gene Ufc1). Gene Ontology annotation, biological process: protein K69-linked ufmylation. Gene Ontology annotation, molecular function: UFM1 conjugating enzyme activity. The coding region runs from base 104 to 640 and encodes 178 amino acids. The transcript is spliced from 4 exons. NCBI's taxonomy places the organism in Eukaryota, Metazoa, Arthropoda, Insecta, Hymenoptera, Apidae. Gene Ontology annotation, cellular component: cytoplasm. The record is from RefSeq and is a predicted model, not a curated record.
ACAUCGGUACAGAACCUAACUUGAAGCACGCCUUAUGGAUUUGGUGUUCGAAGUGACAGAAAUUAUAAACUUUAAUUAAUACCGGUAGUAAUUAUAAUAGCUUAUGAUGGUAGAUGAAUCAACGAAGAAAACAUUAAGUAAUAUUCCAUUGCUGCAAACGAAAGCAGGUCCUAGGGAUAAAGAAAUAUGGGUGCAAAGAUUAAAAGAAGAAUAUCAAGCUUUAAUUAAACAAUUUUUAUGUAUUUUUCAAAAUGUAAAAAAUAAUAAAGAAUCUGACAAUGAUUGGUUUCGUUUGGAAUCAAAUAAAGAAGGUACAAGAUGGUUUGGCAAAUGUUGGUACAUACAUAAUUUUUUAAAAUACGAAUUUGAUGUUGAAUUUGAUGUACCUGUUACAUACCCUACAACAGCCCCUGAAAUUGCUUUACCUGAGUUAGAUGGUAAAACUGCAAAAAUGUACAGAGGUGGAAAAAUUUGUCUUACAGACCAUUUUAAACCUUUAUGGGCACGUAAUGUACCAAAAUUUGGAAUUGCACAUGCCAUGGCACUUGGACUUGGUCCAUGGUUGGCAGUAGAAAUUCCUGAUCUUAUAGAUAAAGGUGCUAUAAUGCAUAAAGAUAAAAUUGAUGAACAUAAGUCGUAA